Molecule: messenger RNA, 1074 nt
Organism: Phragmites australis (common reed)
Lineage: Eukaryota; Viridiplantae; Streptophyta; Magnoliopsida; Poales; Poaceae
Product: folate-binding protein 1-like
Exons: 4
Coding region: 1-873 (290 amino acids)
Source: RefSeq, a predicted model, not a curated record
AUGUCCUCCUCCGUGCCGCCCUGUUCGGAGGGGGCGCCAGCCAUGAACGCCGGCCGAGCCCGAGCCCGAGCCGCGCCGCCCGCGAUUGCAGCCGGACAACCAAAAGGUGUAUGUGUUUCACCUUGUGGACGUUUCCGUGCCUUCUCAUCUGAAGGCAAGAUUCCUGGAAGAGCACCGAAAGUGCAUAGAGAUCUAGCACCGUGUAGGACAUUCCAUCAGAAUACAUGUUGCGACAUGACGCAGACAUUUCCUGCCCUGGUCUCAGUCAGAAACCUCGCCUUAAUUGGUGAAGGCAGUCAAGAAUGCCUUAAUUUGUGGGAAUUGCUUGAGGACUCAAUAUGUGAUCCACGCGUGGGUGUCAGGCCUGGACCUCCUGUUGUAUGUGCAUCAUUCUGCGAUAUGGUCUUCAAAGCUUGUCCAGAGGCAUCCUUCUCUGUCGAUAUGAAAACACAGGCCUUGUCUCCUUGUGGUUUAGGUGACAUCCUUUGUGGCAAAGCACAUAAAUGGGUCUCUAACGACACAGAGUUAUGCCAUCUUGCUGGUUUCUCUAUGCAAAUUUCUGAGACCAGCUCGGGUGGAGUUGAUGACACUUUAUGCUAUGGUGGGAAAGCAAGUUUGGAUUCUAAAGACCGUCCAACAUUAAGUGGUGUGGCCUCUUGGGAUCUUCAAGAUUUUCUGAGAUGGGCAAUAGAAGUGCAUGUCGGUGAAAGAGUUUCAUGGGCAAUUGGAGGAAUGGUUCUCACAGCAGGCCUUAUUUUCAUCAGCAGAAGGAAGAGCUACUACCAUCACCAGAAGCAAGCUGCUAUUGUGCGCACUAUGAGAUUGAGAAAGCUGGAUUCAAGAGCUAACCCACAGCAACUGAGGCGAAGUUAGGAAGGCAUAUGCAACUCUAGCAUUACUCGUCAAGGAUUCUUGGAUUUGUGCUUCUACCUCUUUGUGGAUUAGCAUUCUAAUCAAUCAACUAUGAACAAUAGAUUGUAGGUCAUGUCCUUCCCAGUGAUUAGAUACACAUAGUCACCAGUUAAAACCUCCUUGUCAUCCUUCUGUAAAAAAAAAAAACAAUCUAUAAAUUAU